This is a messenger RNA of Hypanus sabinus (Atlantic stingray), 7417 nucleotides long. RefSeq names its product male germ cell-associated kinase (gene mak). The transcript has 14 exons. The record is from RefSeq and is a predicted model, not a curated record. Gene Ontology annotation, biological process: intraciliary transport; cilium assembly; protein phosphorylation. Gene Ontology annotation, cellular component: cytoplasm; cilium; nucleus. Gene Ontology annotation, molecular function: ATP binding; protein serine/threonine kinase activity. Bases 4836 to 6686 code for a protein of 616 amino acids. Lineage: Eukaryota; Metazoa; Chordata; Chondrichthyes; Myliobatiformes; Dasyatidae.
ACAGAAAAAGAAUCUUGGUUGUAUGUGUAUGUAUUCCGAUAAUUAAUUUUACUUUGAACAAUGGAAUUACACUGGCUAUUUUUCAGUCUUCAGAUACACUGCUGGAAUUCACUGAGCUCUGAGAAAUUUCAAUCGAUCGAUUCACUAUCCCUGCUGACCAUUCUGGUGUAGACUAUUGGGUCCAGCAACUUGUCUGCAUUUAGCCACAUGAGAUUUUGACUAUUUUAUUCCUUGUGAUUUGGAUUUGUACAAAUUCCUCUUUGCUGAAGUUCGCCCAUAUUUUAUCUUUAAGUGAGAUCCCCUCUCAUUCUUCUAAACUCAGUGAAUAUAAUCCUGAGUGCAUAUUUAUCAUUAACAAGAAUGCCUUAUUGUAUCUUUCCCUUUCUUAAUCUUUUACCAUUUAGAUAAUUAUCAUCCUUCCUGUUAACACGAAUAUAAAUGAAAAUCUUCAUAUUUAUCCACAUUAUACUGCAACAGCCAUUUAUUGAAUAGUGGUAUGCCUAACAGUAUAGUUAUUCAAGCUUGUCAACUUCCACCACUAUUUUCUCCCUCAGCAUUCUCUCUCCAGCCAACCUAAUUUUAAUUCAUGUUCUACCAUCCAUCCUAAUGCAACAGCUCUCUCCUUCCCCAGUAUUGUUCUAGUCCCCCAUGAAUCCAAACUCUACCCAUUUAAUACCCUGAUCUAUUUGAUCCUAAACCAUUUUACUCAGACAGAAAUUCAAUUUUCACAAAGAAAGUUAUCCAGAGAUUAUGACCAACUGGUUUGAAUUACUAAUUUAGAGCAGGGGCUCCCAACCUGUGUGGAUAUAAAUACCACAGGCCUAGAUGUGCCCAAGCAUCAUUCCUGAAGAAGAUGGCAGAGUUGGUAAUCAAAACAUCAGUUAUAAUUGAUAACUGUGCCUGGCUGGAAGCCCAAGAAGGAUUUAUUCGCCAUAUACUCCUUGAAAGCACUAGAUUCAUUUUUAAUAGGCUAGUUAGUUUAACAUCUAUUUUGACAAAAUGAAAAGUCAAUAAUCAAAGAACAAAGUAACUAAUCAUUUAGGAUAGUUGAAUAUAAUCAAAUUUAAUCAAUGUGGUUUUAUUAAAGGUAAAUCUUGUUUGAUAAGUUUGCUAGAAUUCUUUGAGGGUAUGACAGGGGCAGUUGAUAGAGGGGAACUGGAGAUGUAGUAUAUUAGAUUUCUGAAAGGUAGUUGACAAGGUGCCAUGUCAGAAAUGUAUAAAUUAAGAACCCAUGGUAGUGGAGGAAGAAAACUGAAAACCGGCUGUUACAUAGAAAACAGAGGGGUGAAGCUAGUGUACACUAGAGUUUGUUUUGGGCUCUCCAAAGUUUAUUGUUUGCAUUAAUUGCCAGGAGAAAAGAAUUUAAUAAAAGUUUUCAAGUUUGCCGAUAAUCCGAAAAUAAAUGGAAGGGCAUAUUGUGAUAAGGACAUUGUUAUUCUGCAGUGGGUUACAGGUUAAAUCAUUAGGCAAAAUCUUGGCACAUACUGUAUAUUGUUUCAGCCCCUUAUCUAAGAAAGGAAAUGGUAGCAAUGGAGGCAGUCCAAAGGAAAUUCACCAAGCUAAUUCUUGCAAUGAUAGGGUUGUCCUGUCAAGAGAGGUUGGACAGUUCUUGUCAGUAUUCUUUGGUGCUUAGAACUUAUAAGAUACUAACAGAACUUGACACUGUGAAUGUCCAGAUGUUUUCACUAAGGAACAAGGGAAUUUCAAUAGGUUCAAUUUAAUGUCAGAGAAAUGUAUACAAUUCUAGCGUAGUGUUCUAAUAUACAUCCUGAAAUUCUUUUUCGUCACAAACAUCCACAAAACAGAGGAGUGCCGCAAAAAAUGAAUGACAGAAUGAAUAAAGCCCUCCCCAGCUCCCCCCUCCCACACAUAAGCAGCAGCAAGGCAAUAACCCCCCACCACCACCACCAGCAAAAAAACAUCAGUGCCCUCCACCGAGCACUCAAGUAUGCAGCAAAGCAUCAAUAAAGACACAGACUUGCAGUACCCAAAGACUACUCGUUCACCUGGUAAUUCGACAUAGCACAGACUCUCUCUCUCUCCCAAAUAAGGGAAAAAGAAGUGUCCCCAUUUCACAGCGAGAAGGGAGACAUAACAAAAACAACUCACUAAUUUAUGAUUUUAAAAGUCUGUUGCGUUGCUUUUUCCGAGCUCUGUGCCCAAAAACCUCAGGUCCCUGGGCACACAGUCACUGCUUAUGAUCUUCCAUCUCCCACAACACACCAGUUUUCUGCGGUGGCACCAGCCUCGAAUCUUCUCGCCUCCACAGCCACGAAAAUCUGGCACCCUGAAGGCGCGUUAGUCUUCUAGGCUGCAUUCUUGGCCUAUCGAAAAUCGACCAGUUGUGACGCCCUGAGAGCGGGUCCCAUUCCCGCAAAGAACCAAAGUCAGUGUGUAACAAAUUAAAGGGCUAGUCAUUUGAAACCGAAGUGCACAGAAAUGUCAUCUGUGAGGUCAGUGAAUCCCUGGAAUUUUCUGCCCCAGCUGUUGAUGGAGGCCAGAUCAUUAAAUAUAUUUUAAAGGUAGAGACCGAUAAAUAUUACAUAGAUUAAGGAACUAAUGGCUUUGGGGAACCAGCAUAGAAGAGGAGUCAAUAUUAUAUAAAAUGGUGGGGAGGGCUUGAAGGACCUGCAAGCAUAUUCAUGCUCUUAGGUUGUGAGAGAUUAUAUAAGUUUGAGAGUGAUGUAAAAAUUAAAUCUAAGACAAACUUGAUUGAAAUCUAUAGACUUGAAUUUAAUGGUAAUACAAAGAUGUGACAGAUACAUUGGUAUAGGUCAGUUGGUAGAUAAGCACCAACAGGUAUUUAAAUAUAUUUUAUUGUUCCAUUGGGGAAAUAAGUAACUCCAAGAGAAAAGUAAUCUAUCAGUAGCUAACUAAAGCAGUUAAGGAGGUCCAAAAAUUGAAAGAAAAGGUUUAUAAGUUUGCAAAAGGUAGACUGGAAGAAUUUUAGAAACUAGCAAAAGAUGACUUAAAAAGUUGACAGACAAGAAAAGACUACAGUAAUUAAUAAACCAGAAAUAUAAAAAUAGAACUUGUCCAUAAAAAGGGAAAAUUGGUCUCUUACAAUUUGUAAGGAUAAAUAUCUGGGUAUUAGGAAUGUCAGCAAUUACCCUGUAUCUGUUUUCACAGUAGAAGGUGCUAAAAGCAUAAUAAAAACAGAGGGUACCCAGAGGUCAAAGGAGUCUGAAGAUCUUAACAAUUCGAGGCAAAGGGCUGCUAAAUCCCUUGCACGUGGUGGCAGGUAUUCUGCACUUCUAAAGAAAUACAGUGCCUGUAAAAAGUAUUCACCCCCUUGGAAGUCUUCAUGUUUUAUUGCUUUACAACAUUGAAUCACAGUGAAUUCAAUUUGGCUUUUUUGACACUGAUCAUCAGAAGAAGACUUUCCUUUCAAAGUGAAAACUGAUCUCUGCAAAGUGAUCUAAAUUAAUUACAGAUGUAAAACACAAUUGAUUGCAUAAGUAUUCGCCCCCUUUAAUAUGAUACACCAAAUCAUCACUGGUGCAGCCAAUUGGUUUUAAAGAUCACAUAAUUAGUUAGAAGGAGUGUGUGCAGUCAAGGUGUUUCAAUUGGUUGUAGUAAAAAUACACCUAUAUCUGGAAGGUCUAACUGCUGAUGUGUCAGUAUCCUGGCAAUAACUACAUAAAGACAAAGUAACUCCAUGAAAAGGUUAUUGAAAAGCACAAGUCAGGAAAUGGAUACAAGAAAAUUUCUAAGACACUGUAUAUCCCUUGGAGUACAGUUAAGUCAAUCAUUAAGAAAUGGAAAGGAUGUGGCACAGCUGUAGAUCUGCCUAGAGCAGGCAGUUUUCACAGUAGAAGGUCCUCAAAAAUGGAGUGACCAUGCAAGAAGGGAACUAGUGAGGGAGGCCACUAAGACCUAUGACAACUCUGGAGGAGUUACAAGCUUCAGUGGCUGAGAUAGGAGAGACUGCGCACACAACAGUUGUUGCCUGGGUGCUUCACCAUUCGCAGCUUUAUGGGAGAAAGCCACCGUUGAAAAAAGUACAUAUGAAAUCUCGGCUAGAGUCUGCCAGAAGGUAUGUGGGAGACUCUGAAGUCAGCUGGAAGAAGGUUGUUAUAGUCUAAUAAAACACAAAUUGAACUUUUUGGCCAUCAGACUAAACAUUGCGUAUCAUCAAAAACACACCAUCCCUACCGUGAAGCAUGGUGGUGGCUGCAUCAUGCUGUGGGGAUGCUUCACUGCAGAAGGUCCUGGAAGGCUUGUGGAGGUAGAGUGUAAAAUAAAUGCAGUGAAAUCCUGGGGGGAAACCUGAUGCAGUGUGCAAGAGAACUGCAACUUGGGAGACAAUGACCCCAAGCAUAAAGUCAAAGCUGACAGGAAUGGCUUAAAAACAACAAAGUUAAUGUGUUGGAUUGGCCAAGUCAGUGUCCAAACCCCAAUCCAAUUGAAAAUUUGUGGCUGGACUUCAAAAGGGCUGUUUGGUCGCUCAGGAUCCCCAUGCAAUCUGACAAGGUUUGAGCAGUUUUGUAAAGAAGAAUGGGGAACAGUGUCCAGAUGUGCAAAGCUGAUGAGACCUAUCCACACACUCAAGGCUGAAACUGCUGCCAAAAAUGCAUCUACUAAAUACCAACUUGAAAGGGCAGAAUGACAGAGGAACACUUGUGACUAUAUUCUUGAAACCUGUUACAAGUAUGCAUUAAGGAAAUGCUAAACAACCGUACAUCCAAGGACUACUUUCAUUUCUGAGAUAAAUAACAGAAGGCUUUUAAAGCACUCUUGGAGUUGUACAGUUUUUGAAACUGUGAAUCAAGCAGAUGAAGGAAUAUUUUACAUGAGCCUUAAGUACUGAACUAUAUAGAUUUUUUCCACAAAAUAUGAAUCGAUACACAACUCUGAAGCAGUUAGGAGAUGGCACAUAUGGCUGUGUGCUUAUGGGAAAGAGUAAUGAAUCUGGAGAAUUGGUGGCAAUUAAAAGGAUGAAGAGGAAAUUCUAUUCCUGGGAUGAAUGUAUGAAUCUCAGAGAAGUUAAGUCACUAAAGAAGUUAAAUCAUGCAAACAUUAUCAAGCUGAAAGAAGUUAUAAGGGAAAAUGACCAUCUUUACUUUAUUUUUGAAUACAUGAAAGAAAACCUCUAUCAGCUUAUGAAAGACAGAAACAAGUUAUUUCCUGAAUCAGUCAUUAGGAACAUAAUGUAUCAAAUAAUACAAGGAUUGGCAUUUAUCCACAAGCACGGAUUUUUUCAUCGUGACAUGAAGCCAGAAAACUUGCUCUGCAUGGGUCCAGAUCUUGUCAAAAUAGGAGACUUUGGGUUAGCCAGGGAGCUAAGGUCACGUCCACCCUAUACAGACUAUGUAUCCACACGAUGGUAUCGUGCUCCGGAAGUUCUAUUGCGUUCCUCUGUCUAUAGUUCUCCAAUAGAUAUAUGGGCAACAGGCUGUAUUAUGGCUGAACUAUACACACUGAGGCCACUCUUUCCAGGAACCAGUGAAGUGGAUGAAAUCUUUAAAAUCUGUCAAGUGUUAGGCACUCCAAAAAAAAAUGACUGGCCAGAAGGUUAUCAGCUUUCAGCUGCCAUGAAUUUCCGAUUUCCACAGUGUGUGCCCAUUCAUCUGAAGACGCUGAUACCCAAUGCUAGUGACGAAGCAAUACAGCUCAUUAAAGAAGCACUUUAUUGGGAUCCUAAAAAAAGACCAAAUGCUAGUCAGGCACUUCGAUAUCCUUAUUUUCAAGUGGGCCAAGCUUUAGGUGCUCCUAUGCAAUAUGUUCAGCCACCGCAGAUACAGAGAAAAACAAUUCAACCUACAGAACACAAGCAAGAAAUUUUACCAAAGUAUGAGCUUCAAUCCCAACCCCAGCCGUCAUCUCAAUCUCAGCUGAAAGGUACAAAUCAACCGUUUCGACAGAUACAAAUCACACAACAAGCUGUUAACUAUCAAGGACCAGAAAAGGAGAUGUUGAAAUUCAAGCAAACUGGUCUUCCCUCCAUUACUAACAACACCUAUUUGACUGAAGUGCAGAAGCAAGCCAAAGGAAGUGAAAAUAAUGCUAUGGGUUUCAAAAGUGGCAGACGUCGAUGGGGUCAGAUUGCAGUGAAAACUAUGGACAGUUGGGAUGACUUUGAUAGUUCUGACUUUGGAGUAUCCUUUUCAAAAAAGGCCACUGUGGUGCCAGUGAAGGAGGAAGGCAAUGACAGAUAUCUUGAAAGCUCAGCUGAACACAAACAAAAUCACAACAGCAGAGGAACAAAAACAGUCCCAAAUACCACUGUCCCAAGACUGGAUUCUGGCUUAUCUGCAUCCUCAGCAAGGCAGCAUUAUUUGAGGCAGUCAAGGUACCUUCCAGGGAUACAUUUUAAGAACACGUCAGUGGCAGGAGGAAAUAAAGAGCAUAGCAAAGCACUAGGAGUUAUUGGUGGAGGAACAUCUGUUGGUAGAAUUAAUGCAGGGAAUCUAGGAGUGUUUGGUUCAGAUAAUACAACUGGCGGUUAUAUUCCAUCCUUUUUCAAAAAGGAAGUGGGAUCAGCAGGGCAGAGAGUUCAAUUUGCUUUUGGUGGACCUUCUGGCAAUCUUGAUGCAUGGAAAACCAAACCAACCCAGUUCCAACACCCAGGCUCCAACUACAAUCCAGCCAAAAUAAAUUCUGCUGAACGCCUGGCCUAUCCACCACCCAUUCAUCCAGUACAUGGAAGGAUUGAUUGGGCAACUAAAUAUGGUGGCCAUAGAUAGCCAUUACCAUCAGAACCAUUGAUCAGCCUGAAUUAGGAGUUUUUAAUUCGAGAAUUUGUCUCAAGGAUCAUCACCCUGAGCUAGUUCAGAAGCAUCUUAUUCAAAUUUUUUUUCUAUUUGAUAACUGAUAGGAUUAUUUGCUAAUUUGGAAUCAAGUAGAUCAUUACAGUUCAAGAUACAACAUGCUACUUUGAUAUGGAUAUGAACAGCAGCUGUAAGCUUGGUGCAAAGUUCUAAGAAGUUAAUUUAAAUUGUAAUAUUUUAAUUGAUUUGAAUAAGAAUUAUAGAUUAAAUAUUUAUUUUCAUACAUCUUGCAAAUAUUACUUGUGCCUUGUAAAUAGUUAGCAUUAUGAAUUGUCUUAUCUUAAUGCUGAAUAGAAUGUAAAACUUUUUCAUGUUACACUAUUUUGCAUUGGGAUCAGUAUUUCUUGCUUAAACCUGAUGAUUAUAGGCACCAGAGGAAGAGCUACUGAUCAUUCUCAAUGAAACCCUGUAUCUUAACCAAAAAAUUCUUAAAAUGCAUGUUAAUAGGUACAAGAUGAAAUUCUUAAAACUCUAUUGUACAUUUAAAAUGCUUCUUUGCAGAGAAGAGACCAAGUUCCUUCAGUAAUGUUUGUAAUGAAGUAAUAGUUUUAAGGUACUGUACUUUAGUAAAUAUCUAUUGAUUUGCUGGAGUUUACUUGUCAUUUUUCAUGGAAAGAGAAAACUAAUAAACGCAGUUUACCUCUCCA